This is a messenger RNA of Cicer arietinum (chickpea), 383 nucleotides long. NCBI's taxonomy places the organism in Eukaryota, Viridiplantae, Streptophyta, Magnoliopsida, Fabales, Fabaceae. The record is from RefSeq and is a predicted model, not a curated record.
AUUAAAACAAACAGGUUCCAAAGGAGAAAGAUGAAGAAGUUCUACAAGCAGAGGAAAACUGCUAUUAAUAAGUCUUCUACAUCUAGAAAGAAAUCUAGUCAACCUGACGAGGUUCCUGAUCACAGCGAAGAAGAGAUGAUUUUGCGGCUAUUUGACAUGAAUAUGACGUAUGGACCAUGUUUUGGAAUGACUAGACUAGAACGCUAUGAACGUGCAAAAAAGUGGGGUUUGAACCCUCCACAAGAAAUUGAAAACCUUUUGAAAGGUGUCAAUGUUCGCCCAGAAUGCUUGUGGCAUAAACCCAUACAUGUACAAAAAUAUUUAGUUGAAAAUAAAUCUAAAUAGUUUAAGGCUGUAAUUUAUGAUUCAGCAUUAUUAAUAGU